UAAUCGUCAACUUAGAUCGAAGCUCCUUUAAAUAGACCAAAGAGUUAACUUCAUUUCUCCAUCUUCAUCUAAACACAGCAGCUUCCGAUUACAAUUCAGUGAAUUGAAGAUGUCAGGACGUGGAAAGGGAGGAAAAGGAUUGGGAAAGGGAGGAGCAAAACGACACCGUAAGGUUCUCCGUGAUAACAUUCAAGGUAUCACUAAGCCUGCAAUUAGGCGUUUAGCUCGUAGAGGAGGAGUGAAGCGUAUCAGUGGACUAAUCUAUGAGGAGACUCGUGGAGUUUUGAAGAUCUUUUUGGAGAAUGUGAUUCGUGAUUCUGUUACUUACACUGAGCAUGCUAGGAGGAAGACGGUCACUGCUAUGGAUGUUGUGUAUGCACUCAAGAGGCAAGGAAGGACUCUUUAUGGAUUAGGUGGUUAAAAGAAUGUGAAUUUCUUGUGUUUUGAUUAGUCAUUGUUGAAUCCCCUUCUAGAAGAUGACUGCAAGGGCGGAGCUAGGUAAGGCUCAAGGGGUUCAUCAGAACCACAUUUGGUAAGUUCGUUUCAAUUAUUUUUUAUGUUUAUAUAGUAGAUGUUGAAUUUCUUUCAACUUCUUUGUGUGUUUAGUUAUUGAUAAUUUGAAACCCCCUAGUGGAAGUGUUGGCUCUCUCAUUGCUGUAGUUGUAAGAAAUGAUAGGGUUGGUACCACUCUUGGCUCCUGUCAAUGCACCUAGUUUGGUCACGGGAAGGUGUAGAGAGCUUCAUAGUCGCGAUUUGGAGAGGGUGAUUGUUGAGAGAUUUGGUGUUGAUGGGGUGCUUUUGUGGGCAUGACACUCAAUGCAAUUGAUCUGGAGCUGCAUCCCUUGAGACCUUCAUGGCUUUGGCCUUUUGGAUAUAACUCACUUUAACCACUUCAAAUCCAAACCUGACCGAUGUGUUAGAUUGUCAAAGGUCUGGCUUUAGAUGUCUUGUUAAUUUGCUUGUUGCGAUGAACGAAAGAAUGGUUCCCUUAAUCGAAAAAUGCACAAUAUAUUCAUAAA
Messenger RNA from Solanum lycopersicum (tomato), 1019 nucleotides. Lineage: Eukaryota; Viridiplantae; Streptophyta; Magnoliopsida; Solanales; Solanaceae. The record is from RefSeq and is a predicted model, not a curated record.